Molecule: messenger RNA, 1472 nt
Organism: Nilaparvata lugens (brown planthopper)
Lineage: Eukaryota; Metazoa; Arthropoda; Insecta; Hemiptera; Delphacidae
Product: torsin-1A
Exons: 6
Coding region: 106-1089 (327 amino acids)
Biological process (GO): cellular response to misfolded protein
Molecular function (GO): ATP hydrolysis activity; ATP binding
Source: RefSeq, a predicted model, not a curated record
ACAGAACAGCUGUCUUACUACAUUGUUUUUGUAUAGGUUAUGUUCAUGUAAUAAAAGUAAGAUAAUGUUUUAGUGUUAGUUUUUUGUUUUGGUAUUUAUUCAACAAUGCUUCUUUUCAAGUUUUUAAUUAUAAUAAUUAGCUUUAAUUGCUAUAAUGCUGAUUUCUUAUCUAAUAUGUUUUCAAAAGUAGCUGAUGUAGUAUACUACCAAUGUGAAAUAGACAAAAAUCAUGACAUGAUAGAUCUACAUUACAAGCUUAAGAAAAAUUUAUUCGGGCAGCCGUUGGUUGAAGACGUAGUUAUAAAUGCAGUUUCAGCCCAUAUAAAGGGAAAUUCACAGAAGCCUCUUACAAUUAGUUUCCACGGCUGGCCUGGUUGCGGGAAGAAUUUCGUAGCUGACUACAUAGUGGAAAGCCUGUUCCACAAAAAGGAGAAAAGCAUCAAUUAUUUUCUCUUUACCAGAGCAACGUUUCUCCAUCUUGAACAUGACAUUUACGAAUAUCGAACGCAACUCAAGAAGAAGCUGAUUGACAGUGCAUGGCGAUGCCCUCACUUCCUCUUCAUAUUCGACGAAGUCGAUAAAAUGCCAAAAGGUGCUCUGGAUGUUGUCAAAAGUUUUAUCGAUUAUCGAACACAAAUAGAUAAUGUCGAUUUCAGAAAAACAAUUUUCAUCUUCUUGUCCAAUGUUGGAAGCAACAAAAUUGUACAAAAAACCAUAGAACUUUGGGAGAAAGGUGUGGUGAGGGAAGAUUUCAAAAUGGAGGAUUUCGAGAGUUUCUUAGCGAUAGAAGCUUUCAACGAUGACACCAGCGGUUUUUACAUGAGUGACAUAAUUGAGAGUCAUCUCAUCGAUCACUAUGUGCCUUUCCUACCUCUUGAAGAGGAGCAUGUGAGAAAAUGCAUCAAGGCUGAAAUAACAAAGCAAAGCGCUCACUUAUUAAACGUCGACGAAGUAUUGGAUAAAAUCAAGAGAACACAGCCUUUCGGACCAAAGCCCUACAACUUGUACGCCAGCUCCGGUUGCAAGCAAAUCAAGGAAACGGUCAGCUUCCUACAGAUGAAAAAAUCGCGAAGAAAAGACGAGUUCUAGUCAAUUCACACUUGGAAACAUCACCAUGCUAUUGUUUGCUGCCUCCUUGUAUGUUUUAAUCCUUUUUUAUCCAUCUAUAUAGCAUGCAUAAGCAUGAUUCUUAGCUGUCACUGUGUUUUAAAUUACAAACUUGUGUUGAACAAAACAUUUUUCAUUCCAUCAGAGCAUUUUGAUCUCGAAUCGUGUAUAUUCUGUAGGUAUGAUUUCUCGGCAUUGUUGACUGAUUCUUUUUAGUGUUUAGCGGUAGCUGUUGUAAGAUUAUUGUGAUGGGUAUCGUUGAGAACGUUGUGUUUGGAAUGCAAUAUAUGAAAACACCAGUCAAUUUGUAUCACUGUGAUGAUUUGUUGGAAAUAUUGUUUGAAUAAAGUAUUUUUAUCUUCUAA